Ambispora leptoticha is the source of this 516-nucleotide messenger RNA. NCBI's taxonomy places the organism in Eukaryota, Fungi, Glomeromycota, Glomeromycetes, Archaeosporales, Ambisporaceae. The record is from the annotation of a GenBank genome assembly.
AUGAAUGUUGUCGUGGAUCGUCUAAAAAAAGAGUAUAGUACAAUGAGAUUAGGACGCGCGAAUCCUGCUAUUCUUGACUCUGUGACCGUUCCUUAUCAGGGUGGUCAUGCAUCAUUGCAAGAUCUUGCGCAAGUGACCAUAAAGGAUCCACAAAAUUUGAUGUUGAAUGUUCAUGAUGAAGAGUUAAUAAAAGAUGUCCAAAAAGCAAUUCUAACUGCGAAUCUCAAUUUAACUCCGAUACUAGAUGGAAAAGGGAUAAAAGUUCAAAUUCCCAAGCAAGAACAUCGUGAAGAAAUGAUAAAAGUCGCGUCGAAAAUUGCCGAGAAUUCAAAGAUCAAAUUAAGAAGCAUAAGACAAGAUGGGAUUAGAGGUUUGAAGAAUGAUACGCGGCUAAAGUAUUUCACCAUGGAUGAAUCCGUGAAAAUGGAAAAGAAGGUUCAAGCGGUAGUCGAUAAAAUAUCUAAAACCAUCGAUGAAGUAUUAAAAGCAAAAACCAAAGAAAUCUCUGGAACAUAG